AUGAGAAGAGUUGCAUGGAGAAUUGGCAAUGGUGAGUUUGUUAGUUCCAUUAGGGACAAUUGGAUUAUCUCAUCAAAUUUUAUGAAGCCGACGGGCUUUUCUAAUGUGCAGGAGGGCUGCAAGGUGAGUUUUUAUCUUACUUCACAUGGUGACUGGGAUAUCGAGAAGCUUCAGCAUUGUUUCUCCCCUGCUGAUGUGUCCAACGUAAUUAAAAUCUCAAUUAGCAGAAACUUACUGCCAGAUAAGUUGUUUUGGUCUCUGAAUAGAAACGACUUUUAUUCGGUGAAGUGGGGUUAUUAUCAAGCUUUCAAGGUAAUAAGUAGAAACUCUGCGUCUUCAUCAUCUACAUCUACUGGUGAUGGUCUUCGGAAGAGGAUUUGGCGAGUUUCUGUUCACCACUUCUUGUGGCGGAUUCUUCACGAGUCUCUCCCUUGCAACGCUAACCUCGCUCGAUGGGUCCCUGAUUUUUCGAAUCUCUACCCAAGAUGUUGUGAGGUAGCGGAAUCACAAAUGCAUGCUCUUAAGGAUUGCGAGAUAGUUAGAGGUUUGUGGUUGGUUUCUCCUUUAAACAUUCGUGUUGAUAUAGUUUCCAAUGCCAUAAGAUGA
Molecule: messenger RNA, 606 nt
Organism: Mercurialis annua (annual mercury)
Lineage: Eukaryota; Viridiplantae; Streptophyta; Magnoliopsida; Malpighiales; Euphorbiaceae
Exons: 2
Coding region: 1-606 (201 amino acids)
Source: RefSeq, a predicted model, not a curated record